GAAAUUACUGUUAUUGUUACAAAGAAUCAAACCGAAACAGGCAAAAAGGCUGACUUGGAACUGGCAAGUACAUCAAGAAAGCUGCUGUAAGCCAAACAAACUCAAAAGAAAGACCAUGGAAGAGGAAGAGUCCUCAACGAGGAGGUCGGCAUCACCUCCUCCAAUCGCCAAUAAUACGAAUGAAUCACCGACAUCGUCGUCAUGUUCGCUGAAUGUUUUGUGUGGCAUUUGUAAUGAGUUUUACCGGCCGAAUGAUAUCAUUUUUUCGACAUACUGCGGUCAUGUUUUUCACAAGGAUUGCCUCACCCGAUGGCUAUAUCGGUCACAGACCUGCCCCCAAUGCCGAACCAAUUGUCAUCGAAAUCGCAUUCAUCGCGUAUUUCUGAACUUCUCAGAACGGACAGAGGUGGAUUUUGAGGAUCCACCUAAGUCAUUUAUCCAAUGGGUACCCAUGGACUUAGACGCGCAGGCACCGAGAGAUUCCCACCUGCCGCCGGAAGGUGCCAUACAAAGUGGAACUGAUGAUGCAGGGAAUGAGACGUAUGUUGCCCGAGUCUAUUUGCAUGAAGAUCUCUUGCCUGGCGGAUAUGCACCAUUGAAGAAGGCAAUGCAAGCUCCAUGGAAUUGCAGAGGUCACACUCUUACUGAUGAGGUAGAGAUUCUGAUUUUAACUGAUUGUGACUAUAGUUGGGAAACGGGAGCAUAUGGAGCUGUUCCAGCAAAUGCUCUUCGUGCCGGGUAUUCUGAGCUGGGUGAGGGUCUGUAUGCAGCUCGUGGCAUACAUGAAGGGCUGACCCUGCUGGGUAAGGUGCAUCCUUCGCAUAGAGUAAUGUACAUGCCAUAUCGUGGCCAGGAAGUGAGUUCACCGACUUAUGAAGUUCUGACCGUGAGACCCAGAGAGCAGGCAGAGCGUUGAGCAAGGAGGUUAUAAUUUAAAAAGCUAAAAUCUCAAUUUGUUUUCAAAAAAUGUAAGUUACCCGGUUUUAAAUAAAUGUGAUAUAAUUUAAAUAUA
Molecule: messenger RNA, 1012 nt
Organism: Drosophila willistoni
Lineage: Eukaryota; Metazoa; Arthropoda; Insecta; Diptera; Drosophilidae
Exons: 1
Coding region: 116-916 (266 amino acids)
Molecular function (GO): zinc ion binding
Source: RefSeq, a predicted model, not a curated record